Molecule: messenger RNA, 1124 nt
Organism: Brassica oleracea var. oleracea
Lineage: Eukaryota; Viridiplantae; Streptophyta; Magnoliopsida; Brassicales; Brassicaceae
Product: probable 6-phosphogluconolactonase 3
Exons: 3
Coding region: 90-866 (258 amino acids)
Biological process (GO): pentose-phosphate shunt; carbohydrate metabolic process
Molecular function (GO): 6-phosphogluconolactonase activity
Source: RefSeq, a predicted model, not a curated record
GCAGCUCCAAUAACCACUCGAUCUCUAUAAAAAGCAAGAAACCCCAAUCCUUAACAACAUAUACAAACAAACUUUUCUUAUAGGUAACAAUGGCAGAAGCUAGGCACAGGAAGUGGCAUGUGUUUCAGACCAAGGAUGAAUUGUCGGUAGCAAUGGCUAAGUACACUGCCCAUCUCUCGGCCAAGUUCUGUAAGGAGAAGGGCCUUUUCACAGUUGUUCUCUCCGGCGGUGGCCUCAUCGACUGGCUCUGCAAGUUAUUGGAACCUCCUUACAAAGAUUCAAUCGAAUGGUCAAAGUGGCACGUCUUUUGGGUCGAUGAGAGGGUUUGUGCAUAUGAAGAUCCAGACAGCAACUAUAAACUCGCCAUGGAUGGUUUUCUCUCCAAGGUUGGGAUUCCGAAUAAGAACAUCUAUGCAAUCGACAAACACUAUGCCGCUGAUGGUAACGCGGAGCACUGCGCGGCGCUCUACGAGGAGUGUUUGAGGAACCUGGUGAAGCAAAACAUACUCCCACUAUGUCCAAAUGGCAAGUAUCCUCAGUUCGAUCUCCAGCUUCUAGGGAUGGGUCCUGAUGGCCACAUGGCGUCUCUCUUCCCUGGACAUCCACAGAUCAAUGUCAAGGACAAAUGGGUCACUCACAUUACUGACUCUCCAAAACUGCCACCUAGGAGAAUCACAUUCACUUUACCGGUCAUUAACUCGGCUUCGUACAAUCUUAUGGCCGUUUGCGACGACCACACAGAGCAGUGUCCACGCUCCAUCGCUGAUAUCUUUAAGCACAACAAUCUCGCCUUACCUGCUUCUCAUCUUACUGCCCAUGUCGAAACUAUGUGGUACCUUGACAAAGCAGCUGCCUCAUUGCUUUAGAGAGUCAAACACCUUAAUAAUGGUGUCCUUUAUAUGAAUAAUAAUCUCCCUAGGUCAUGAUUUGUGGAGCGUGUUGUUGGAGUUUGCUUGCAUGCGUGUUAAAUUACCGGCUAAUAAUGCAUUUUUUGCGUAUGUAUUUUACAUACCAAAUGUAUUGAAACGCCGAUUUGUUGUUUAUGUCUAGUUAGUUAUCUUGUGUUUGAGGCACAGGCUAUGACCCCGUGUUAUAAUAAUAUAAGGUUUUCGAAACCGUUACUU